Messenger RNA from Labrus mixtus (cuckoo wrasse), 1598 nucleotides. It is a transcript of the gene taf7, whose product is annotated as TAF7 RNA polymerase II, TATA box binding protein (TBP)-associated factor. The coding region runs from base 170 to 1264 and encodes 364 amino acids. NCBI's taxonomy places the organism in Eukaryota, Metazoa, Chordata, Actinopteri, Labriformes, Labridae. Gene Ontology annotation, cellular component: transcription factor TFIID complex. The record is from RefSeq and is a predicted model, not a curated record. Gene Ontology annotation, molecular function: RNA polymerase II general transcription initiation factor activity. Gene Ontology annotation, biological process: transcription initiation at RNA polymerase II promoter; RNA polymerase II preinitiation complex assembly. The transcript has 12 exons.
CGAGGAGGACUUGAAUGCAGCACGAGUUCAGGCGCAUCAGCUCAGCCAUGUCUGCUUCGCGUUUUUAGCUGUUCGGCUUUAAACUAAAUUGUUAAUCAACUACAGCCUAUUUGUCUUUUACUGUAUCAUUCCUGCACAUUUAUGCAGCAGUUGCUGUCCUGAAACAUAGAUGAAGAUGACAUCUAAACAGAAAGCUGGGAAGGUCGGCUCCAAGAGUAAGGAGGACGCUCCUUAUGAGCUGGAGAGCCAGUUUGUCCUGAGGCUUCCUUCGGAGUAUGCCUCAACGGUAAGACGGAUUGCCCAGUCUAGCAGUAUGAACAUGAAAGACAGACUCACCAUUGAAUUGCACCCUGAUGGUCGACAUGGCAUAGUGAGAGUAGACCGUGUCCCUUUGGCCUGCAAGUUGGUCGAUCUGCCCUGUAUGAUUGAGUCUCUGAAAACGGUGGACAAGAAGACAUUUUACAAGACUGCUGAUGUUUGCCAGAUGCUGGUGUGUACACUAGAUGGAGACCUUUACCCUCCUUUAGAGGAGCCAACUGGCACCGACCCAAAGAGCAAGAAGAAAGACAAAGACAAGGACAAGAAAUUCAUUUGGAACCACGGCAUUACCUGCCCUCUGAAGAACACGCGCAAGAGAAGAUUUCGGAAGACUGCGAAAAAAAAGUACAUUGAAUCUCCAGACGUGGAAAAGGAAGUGAAGAGAUUGUUGAGCACAGAUGCGGAGGCUGUCAGUGUCCGGUGGGAGAUCAUAGCAGAAGAUGAGUCCAAGGAAGCUGAUCAGCACGGCUCUCUGGCCAACCUGGACUCGUCACCGGGCACCUCAGGACAUAAGAUGGGUCACGGUUCUUCUGCCCAGCGCGACGAACUGAGGGAGAUCUUCAACGACAUCAGCAGCUCCAGCGAGGACGAGGAAGACGAAGGGGACCGGCACGAGGACGAGGACCUGAACAUCAUGGACACAGAGGAUGAUCUGGUCCGACAGCUUCAAGAAAAACUCAACGAGUCUGAUCCUGCACAGAAUGAAAGCGACAGAAACAACCAGAUAGUUAUGGAGUAUCAGGUGCAAAUCAACAGCGUCAAGGGCAAGCUUCAGGAAACCCGUGCCCGCAAGAAACAGCAGGAGGAGCUCAUCAUGAAAGUGGAAAACCAGGCCCUCAAAAACCGCUUCCAAGCUUUGUUGGACGAGAUUAUUCAGCAGGAGGAGAGAGAGAUGGAGCAGCUGGCCUCUCUGCAGGAGCAGCUGGACUCUCUGAUAGAGAAGUGACCACCAGGGGGCAGCAUCAUGUCAUCCUCAGCCACUGGUUAGCAAACGUGAGGAGGAGAAGAAGAAGAGCCAUCAUCCAGUUUCAAGUUUUUAUGAGCUGACUUGCUGUGUCAUUCCUUUUAGUUGGUCAUUUCUAUGCAUUAUUUUACAGCAUACUCAUUUCUGUAUCAAACAUCAAUCUUUUAUGAAGUGGAACACAUUUUGUUUGUUGUUAUGAUUAAAGCCUUAUGUUGGCUUCAACUGCAAACACUGUGUUGUUUUCAUUAAUAAUGUGUGAAGUUAAAUUUCAUCACCUUCAAGAAGAAUAAAUCACGAAACACAAAUGUUCAAGAAA